CAACUAUAUAUCCCUUCAAGUGCAGUUCAGACCGCAGAAUAUAUGUAUACAUAUGAACGGAUGAACCCAAAGGCCACACCACUACCAGUGUCCACCACGAAAUUCUAGCUACCACCUUAAUUUGUCUUAUAAAUUAACAUAGAGCUUCUCUCUCUCUCUCUCUCUCUCUCUCUCUUCUAGCUUACAUCUGAAAUAUUAUUCUUUACUGAUCUGAUAAUAUAAUUACAGUUCAGAAAAUGGCAUUAGGGUUUGGCUACUUGGUCCUAGUCCUGUUAGUUAUGAUAUCAAGUUAUACAGCGAGCUUCGCAACGGCAGAUUCAGCAAAAGACAGAGAGGAAUGUACGCAGCAGUUAGUAGGGAUGGCCACGUGUCUGCCUUACGUUGGAGGUCAAGCCAAGGCUCCAACACCAGACUGUUGCAGUGGUCUCAAACAAGUGCUCAACAACAAUAAGAAGUGCCUUUGUGUUAUCAUUAAAGAUCGCAAUGAUCCUGAACUUGGUCUGCAGAUGAAUGUAACGCUUGCUUUGGGCCUGCCUUCCGUUUGCAAGGCCCCUGCCAAUGUCUCCAAGUGUCCCGAACUUCUGCAUUUGGAUCCUAAAUCACCAGAAGCUCAAGUUUUCUAUCAACUGGAAGGCAACUCUACUAAAACUGCCAGCAGUCUUGCUCCAAGUCCUAGCGGACAUUCAAUUUCCUCUGAAGCAAAAAGUGAUCGAACGGAUGAAUUUUGGAGUGAUUCUAAUUGGAGGAUGUUCAUGAUUCUUUCAAAAUGAAUGUAUUAAAAUUCCAGAUUUUUCUACUAAGCGUUUGACCGUGGCGAUGAAAUAAAGGCCCAGUGCAUAGCUUUUUCAGAUUGACGUUUUUGGACUUUUUGGGUAUUUUGAAGGUCAAUAUGACAUAUUUUGAGGAAGAUUCCUUCUGAGGAUUUGUAGGGGACGUCUCCAGCUUUCCAAAGAGACAUUUUGGGACCAAAUCGGAGUUUAUUUGGUUGGUCAAAAGUCUGAUUUCCUGAGAAGUCCAAAUUUCAGUUUAAAUAAGAAACCUUUUAUUUUCUGUUUUAUUAUUUUAUUAUGUUUCCUAGUUUUAUUCUAAGACUUUUUAGGGUUUUAUUUUGUCGUAGUAUAAAUAAGACUUUUUAGCCGUUAGGGUUAGAAGGAAAAGAGAGGGGGAAACGCACAAGCCUUUGACAACAAGUUUAUUUUCUAGGUGUUUUCUACCCUUGUUCUUAAUAAUAUUUUAUUAUGAUUGUUCAUAGCUAGUUCUUUUGCUACGGCGAAGCCUUGAGUCUUAGCAUGAAUAUGUAAUUUUAUUAAUUUGCUUAUGAAUGGAAGC
Messenger RNA from Pyrus x bretschneideri (Chinese white pear), 1329 nucleotides. RefSeq names its product non-specific lipid transfer protein GPI-anchored 14-like. Gene Ontology annotation, biological process: lipid transport. The coding region runs from base 237 to 770 and encodes 177 amino acids. NCBI's taxonomy places the organism in Eukaryota, Viridiplantae, Streptophyta, Magnoliopsida, Rosales, Rosaceae. Gene Ontology annotation, molecular function: lipid binding. The transcript has 3 exons. The record is from RefSeq and is a predicted model, not a curated record.